Penicillium subrubescens is the source of this 1089-nucleotide messenger RNA. RefSeq names its product serine hydrolase domain-containing protein. NCBI's taxonomy places the organism in Eukaryota, Fungi, Ascomycota, Eurotiomycetes, Eurotiales, Aspergillaceae. The record is from RefSeq and is a predicted model, not a curated record. The transcript is spliced from 2 exons. The coding region runs from base 1 to 1089 and encodes 362 amino acids.
AUGGCUGAAGUCCACGGUAAUUGCGACCCCGCAUUCGAAUCAGUUCGUGAGCUUCUCCAGCAGCGACUUGCCAGUGGAGACGAAAUUGGCGCAUCCCUUUGCAUCAACAUCGACGGAAAGAAUGUCGUUGACAUAUGGGGUGGCCACGCUGACGAAACCAAAACUCGACCCUGGGAUGAAGAUACUAUCACCGUGAUAUGGUCUUCCUCCAAGGUCAUCACCAACCUUGCUGCCAAUGUCCUUAUUGAUCGCGGUUUGCUCAACGCCAAUGAGAAAGUUGCCACGUACUGGCCAGAGUUCGCAGCCAACGGCAAGGAGGAUGUCAAAGUCUCGCAUAUCCUAAGCCACACUUCUGGAGUCUCAGCCUGGGCCCCUGGAAUCACCCUGGAGGAGAUUCUGGAUAUCGAGGGGGCAACAGCAAAACUUGCGGAGAUGGCCCCCUUGUGGACACCGGGUGAACUCAACGGGUACCAUCUGCUUUCUCAAGGCCAUUUAGUCGGCGAGAUUGUGCGGCGUGUCAGCGGCAAGUCUUUGAACCAAUUCAUUGUCGACGAGAUAGCGGGCCCCUUGGGCGCGGACUAUCGUCUUGGCUUGCCAAAGGAAUUCAUCGCUGCGAGAUCAUACGCAGGGACACCUAUGAGUCCCUCGUUCCCCACGGCUCCCAACACUGCAGCCUUUAGAGAAAAUGGGAUUGGAGGCAUAGGUGGCUUCUCCAAUGCCCGCGCUUUAGCUCGCAUUGGCUCCAUGGUUUCUCUCAAUGGCACCGUCGAUGGAAAGCAAUAUCUGUCUCCCAAGACCAUUGAUGACAUGCUCCAGGAGCAAGUUGCCGGAGUCGAUGCAGUCUUGUUUCACUACUUCCGCUUCGGUCUUGGUGUUGCUCUGCCUUCGCCGCAAAGUUUGCCCUGGAUCCCAGAGGGUCGUAUCGGCUUUUGGGGUGGUUGGGGUGGUUCUUUUAUUUUGAUGGAUCUGGAUCGCCGGAUGACUAUUGGGUAUGUGAUGAACAAGAUGCAUGAAGUUAUCAUUGGUAAUGAAAGAACCACCCACGACUAUGUCAGAGAGAUAUACAAAGUGGUCGACCAACUGAAAUAG